AUGUUGGUGCUGAAUGAUGAUAAUCAAGGCGAUUUCAUCAGAUCACAAGAAAUCACCCCCCUACGAACGAGUAUCACUAAUACAGGACCGGCUAUCGCAGAUGUCCCGGCGAUUUUCAAUGAAAUUCUUCAAUUAAUCUCACAGAUCCAACGACGACCCCACAGGAAGUCAAGAAGUCCCAAGGGGAAUUCCGAACUGUCUUCCGAACCCGAAGCGUUGAACAUCUUCAGAACAUCGCAAAUGGAUCGUCUGCCACUGUUACACUUCCUAUCUACCGGUCCCAAGGGUUUCACCAGAACAUCUUACGAAAGAAACUGGGAUGAUCAUAAGGGAAACGUCUUUUGGUUAUCCUCACGGCUGGAACGCGAAAUGAAUGAGCAGCGUGUCGCAGUGAAUUGGUGA
Messenger RNA from Opisthorchis viverrini, 402 nucleotides. RefSeq lists its product as hypothetical. Bases 1 to 402 code for a protein of 133 amino acids. NCBI's taxonomy places the organism in Eukaryota, Metazoa, Platyhelminthes, Trematoda, Opisthorchiida, Opisthorchiidae. The transcript has a single exon. The record is from RefSeq and is a predicted model, not a curated record.